Messenger RNA from Fusarium fujikuroi IMI 58289, 531 nucleotides. RefSeq lists its product as uncharacterized. The coding region runs from base 1 to 531 and encodes 176 amino acids. Lineage: Eukaryota; Fungi; Ascomycota; Sordariomycetes; Hypocreales; Nectriaceae. The transcript has a single exon. The record is from RefSeq and is a predicted model, not a curated record.
AUGGAGCGUAUUCCUUACCUCAGAUGCUCUCGACGAGGUACACCAACUGGAUGGACAGUACAUUGUAUAGUCCGUGUACAGAAGCUGCUUUCUCGUGACAAACCUAUGGAAGGACCUCGAGAUCUGGACCACUCGAUUCAAAGUUACGCUAAAGCUUUCAACACAACCCUCUACUGCAACCCAUCAUUCAUGGCUUCCUCGGAGCAGUUCUUGGUCUGCGCAUCGAACGGCAGCAUCAACCCCAAUGACCCUAUCCCAAGGCUUUCAUGCAUUGGGCCAGCUCCCAGUUCUCCCCACGCCCUCAAAGAAGUAAUCCGCGGGGGUAUUCACCUCCCACCCGAGUUACUGGACAUCAACGCUGCUCUACGCCGCGAACGAGCCCACGAUAUCGACCUGGAGAAAUCCCGCAGGCACCGCGCAAAACGACGUGCCGAAGAUCCAAUCGGUUACAAGCAGCGCUUUACUCCUGAUAAGAAGUCCUGGAGUCUGAAGAACCCCGACAAAGUCCUAAAGAUUGCUACGAAAGUCUAA